Messenger RNA from Tribolium madens (black flour beetle), 1734 nucleotides. RefSeq lists its product as uncharacterized. NCBI's taxonomy places the organism in Eukaryota, Metazoa, Arthropoda, Insecta, Coleoptera, Tenebrionidae. Gene Ontology annotation, molecular function: glutamate-gated receptor activity. The record is from RefSeq and is a predicted model, not a curated record. Bases 1 to 1734 code for a protein of 577 amino acids. The transcript has 3 exons. Gene Ontology annotation, cellular component: membrane.
AUGUACUUCUUAUUAUUAACACUAGUCGCACCCUCUUUCGAAAUCCAUCUACAACCACCUUCAAAUACCAUAAAAGUGGURUCAAACAUUCUCCAACAAUUCCCAGACUAUGAUUUAAUUCUCCAUUUCGAUAACACAACAACAACAUUCCUCGAUUCAAACUUCUCUCAAAAUCAAGCACUUUAUUUAAUAAAUUACGACCUAAUCAGUUACAAAAAACUCCUCAACAGGCCUAAAGGCUACAAAUACAUAAAUCUGGUACUUUUAUUAAACUUUCACGAUUUUAAGUCAUACUCCACUAAAGUCUACAAUUUCCAUCAAUACGACGUCGUUAUUUUCAUCACCAAUGAAAUUCAAGGGGACCAAAUCUGGAGAAUAUCGGGGCUGGAACGCGCAGCUGCUAUCCUUAUCUAUACCUCAACCGGACGCAUUUUCCACUGUUGUUAUUACUGUGGUAAUAAAACUGCUAUUCUUAAGGAAACCAAAACUCAAAAUUUGCAACAACUUUUGAACAAUUAUUCCAAUUUUAAUGGACACGUCUUCAAAAUCGCUUAUGCCAACUAUCGCCCAUUUUUUUGGGUCAUAAAUGGGAGACYCCAAGGGGCGGAAGGUCGACUUUUGURUGAGUUUAGUCGACUUCACAAUUUCAAGUACCAGUUGGUGGAGUAUCAAAGUCGGCCUGGAAAAGGGGCUUGGCAGGCSAUGGUGGAGGCAGUUGAGGCCAAUCGAGUGGAUUGGGCCCUUGGGGGGCUAUCUAUAACUCUAGAACGGCAAAAAUUCACCGAUUUUACCAGAUUUAUCAAAACSCAAGGAUUCGCAAUUCUUUACACAGUCUACCACAAUAAAUGGACCGCGUUUGAGAAUUUUUUACUAGUGUUUGGGUGGGUSGUUUGGGUGGUUAUUUUCACCCUCACUGUCGUGAUUUGCCUUGUUGCAAAAGUGGCAAACGCGAAAGUAAAUUUUUGGGAAUAUGUCCGAAUUGUUUUGAUGUCGAUUGUGGAGCAAACAGUUGGGAAACAAAUCAAAUUUUUCAAAUUGCCAUCGAGAAUUUUGUUUCUCAUUUGGUGGUUAAGUGCUCUGUGUUUGACUUCGAUUUAUAAAAGUCAAUUAGCGUCGUGUUUAAUUAAACCCAGCUAUAACCAACCCAACCGAAUUGAUGAUUUGGUCAAAAUGGAUUUUUUGUUUCAAGUCAGUAGAGAGGAUUGGAGUGUUUUGAGGGAAAAUCUUGAGACCUCCUCCGAUAAAAUUUACAAAAAAUUGUUAAAGAGCAUAAGGGAUGACUUGGGGUUUUGCGACGCGGUUCUUGCUUUAGAUACCGAUAAAAUUGCACUAAUUAAUGAGGAAACUACGCUGCAGUAUGCGAUAUUCAAACGUUGCAAAACAGUAAAUUGGGAUUACCGCAGCAAGUUGCGUCUUGUGAACGAGAAUUUGUUUCCCAGCACUUACCACGCUUGGUCCAUGCGAAUGGGGACCCCUUUUCGCUUAAAAUUUUCCGAAACCAUUGGAAAAAUGGACGAUCAUGGUUUAAUCGACCACUGGUACAAAUCAGCAUCAUUUUAUCACAUUCCACGAAGCAAUUCUGUGUUUCAAGAACGAAAAGCCCUCGCGUUAACUCUGACACACUUUCUGCCACCUUUGUUAACUCUAGUGCUCGGUUUAAGCACCUCGUUUGUGGUUUUCUUAAUUGAAGUUUAUGGGGGUGGUAUUGGGCCGAUUUUGGGCCCGUUUAAUUGA